AUGACCAAAGACGCGCAGUACACCAUUAACUAUGAAAAUCCUUCGCUGCCAACGUACGCUGCGAAGGAGUAUUUCGAUGAUUUACUGGGCGAGCGAUUUGAGAAUGAUUGGAAAAGCGUCAGAUGUGCUCUCUUGUCGCCUGCAAAAAAGUGUGCGUUUGUGACGGAUCCGAAUGAACAACUCAUUGAAACGCUUGAAUCUAUUGGCGCUCAAAACAUCAUGGGAACUUUCUCCAGCCGCGCAGAAACCGUUCUACAAAAAGAACAAGAAAAUCUCUUAGAACUGAAAACUGAGGGUCCCGGAGAAGGGAUGACAGAAGCAGAGCAUUACAAUAAACUCAUCAGAACGCGCCUUCUCGUCGAGCAAAUGGAAUCAUCAAUAGAGGCUUCUAGACAACUGGUUAUUUACGCAACGCCUUUAGGAAAUUUCAAUCAGCUUCCGAGACCUCUAGCGAUUAAUAACGGACUCAAAGACUUCAUCAAAACUGACUUGGCGGAUGUCUUCGUUGCUCUGGCUCACGCUCCGCGAGCUUCUGAAAAUUGCUUGUUGCUAAAUUCAGAAGCUGAAAUUGUUCCUCUUCUUCUGCGAGCUGCACCUUACUGUAUGUUUUGUCUCAACAACGGAGAGUACAACGCAGCGAGAAACGUCAUCGCGAGUGUAAAAGAAUACCUCGAUCCAGACAACACUGAAGAAAGAAUUCAUGCAAAAAGUGAUAAGACAUUGAAAUAUGGCGAAAACUUGGCCGAUGAUAUUAGCGAGCAUUACAUAAGGGAAGGCGUAUUUUCGUCAAUUUUACUUGACGCUGAGAGCACGAAUGAUCGAGUUUCCAUGAACGAGAAUUCUUCCUUGAACCUUUUUCAUCCUAGCCACACGCACAUUCGUCAAUCGUUGCCGAUUUCGCAGAAAAAUCAGUUGAAAAAGGAAGGGAUACGUAUCAGCAAUUGUAAUUCCCUAAAGUAA
Messenger RNA from Oikopleura dioica, 960 nucleotides. The record is from the annotation of a GenBank genome assembly. NCBI's taxonomy places the organism in Eukaryota, Metazoa, Chordata, Appendicularia, Copelata, Oikopleuridae.